This is a messenger RNA of Aspergillus brunneoviolaceus CBS 621.78, 936 nucleotides long. Its product is annotated as 5'-methylthioadenosine/S-adenosylhomocysteine nucleosidase family protein. Gene Ontology annotation, biological process: nucleoside metabolic process. Gene Ontology annotation, molecular function: catalytic activity. The record is from RefSeq and is a predicted model, not a curated record. The transcript has a single exon. NCBI's taxonomy places the organism in Eukaryota, Fungi, Ascomycota, Eurotiomycetes, Eurotiales, Aspergillaceae. The annotation marks the transcript as partial.
AUGAGCGCGGCCUCCGCAUUCGCUCACAAUCCCACCAAGAGACGGAAACUCAACACGGAGGAUGGUCAUUCACACAGUCAUGAUGAUUACACGAUUGGUUGGGUCUGCGCCCUUGCCCUUGAAGCUGCUGCUGCCAAAGCAAUGCUUGACGAGAUUCAUCCGACCCUCGAAACCCACCCCAAUGACAAAAAUGCAUACACCCUGGGAGCGAUCAGUGGGCACAAUGUGGUGAUCGCCUGUCUCCCCGCUGGCACCUAUGGCACUACCUCAGCCGCGACAGUUGCGAGCUCCAUGUUCUUUACCUUUGGCUCCAUACAGCAUCUCCUCAUGGUGGGGAUCGGCGGAGGGGUACCAUCAGAAUCCAACGAUGUGAGGCUUGGUGAUGUCGUCGUCAGCGUUCCGACCCCGGGAUGUGAGGGCGUGAUACAGUACGACUACGGGAAGACCAUUCAGGAAGGACACUUUGAGAGAACAGGAACCCUGAGUAAACCCUCCAUAUCCCUCCUGGCCGCAGUCACAAAGCUCCGAGCCGACCACUAUUGCAGCGGGAAUCAGAUUGCAGCGCUCGUCGCUCAGAUGCUGGCCAACCGCCCAUCGAUGGCACAGCCAUUCACGCGUCCUGAAGCUGAACCGGACAGACUGUUCCGUGCGAACUAUGAACAUGACCCAUCCCAGCGCACAUGCGUAAAUUGUGAUGCGAACGAAUUGAUCUUGCGCUCAGCACGCAAGGACACCCAGCCAGCUGUUCAUUACGGCCUGAUCGCUUCCGGAAACCAGGUGAUCAAGCAUGCAGGCACCCGUGACCGACUGGCUGCGAAGUUGGAUAUAUUGUGCUUUGAGAUGGAAGCCGCCGGUCUGAUGGAUAACUUCCCGUGCCUAGUGAUUCGAGGGAUUUCAGACUAUGCCGAUUCGCAUAAGAACAAGCAAUGGCAGGGA